Zootermopsis nevadensis is the source of this 2864-nucleotide messenger RNA. RefSeq lists its product as uncharacterized. The record is from RefSeq and is a predicted model, not a curated record. Gene Ontology annotation, biological process: regulation of transcription by RNA polymerase II. Lineage: Eukaryota; Metazoa; Arthropoda; Insecta; Blattodea; Termopsidae. Gene Ontology annotation, molecular function: DNA-binding transcription factor activity; RNA polymerase II cis-regulatory region sequence-specific DNA binding.
AGAUGUGAACGUAGAGAUAGAAAAUCACGUAUCCUAUCCAAAUAAUAAAUGAGCGAAAAAUAAAAGUUACAACAGUCUUUAUUAGAUUUUACAUGGAAGUGUAUUUUAUAAAUACUGGAAGCCAGUCUGAGGAAGAAGAAGUGUUUCUGUUGUAAGACCAGUCCAGUGCGAGGUCAGAGAUGAAGCUCCAAACUUAUUACUAAUUCACUGCUUGAUGAGGAUAAUUUUGCACAUUGUGGCAGUGAUGGUUUAAUAUGGGGCAAUGUUCAUAUGAUAAUGAGCAGAAGAAAAAUGCUCACCAGUGCCACUUCAUUUACCAUGAAUGUCACUUGAAUUUGCCCAGGAUUAAACCUAGUUCUCUAUGUUGGUGUUCUUAGUCUCCCGCAGGACGGACAGCUAUGUGGUUGACAAUUGCGAACAAAGCCAAUGUAUUGUGAGGCUCCUGAAUCGAGGUGAGAGACUUAAGUUGGUCGACCUGCUGCGACUUCUCGAAAGGAAUUAGUGGCAAAGAUAUUCUGAAAAUUAUUAAGUUCUAGGAUGUCUGCAGAAAUUUGAAGUUAGAUACAAUUAUCAGAAGUAUGAAGCCACGUCACUAGGAUUCUUUUAUACAACUCACGAACCACCAUGUGUGAUGAGCAAGAAUUAAAUUUAGAAAAUAUUGUGCCGUCUGUUGCAAUGAGAGUGCCGAAAAUUAUGGUACAGAGAGCUGAAGAAAUAUAUCCUUCACUGAAGGAAAGCCUAAAUAUUGAUCUAAUCAAAGUAGAAAAUGAUGUGGAUACACCAAGCGAACGUGAUUUCAUUGCCAUGAAAACUGCUGAAGUUUACCUGCCAUCAGCUUAUCCUGUAAAAAAGACUGAACCUGAGAACUGCAGCAACUUGCCGGAAGUUGUACCUGGUUCGUACAGUGAGACAUUUCUAACAUCUUCUCAUGAUGAAAAUCAGGUCAUCAACAUCAAAGUUGAGGUUGCCAAAGAUGUAGAAGAGGAGGAGGAUCCUCUGCUAAUAACAUUUCCAGUAACAAAGGCAGAACAUGAGAUUCCUCUCAAUGAGAAUCAAGUUAUACAUGAUGAGGAUCGUCCAUAUUCCUGUCAUAUUUGUCAUAAAUCAUUUCAUCUAAGGAGUAAUCUGAAGAGACAUCAACACUUACACAAUGGGGAGCGUCGAUAUUCCUGUGAUGUGUGUAAUAAAUCGUUAAGCAGUCAGAGUAAUCUGAAGACACAUCAACGCAUACAUAGUGGGGAGCAUCCAUUUUCCUGUGAUAUGUGUAAUAAGUCAUUUAAUCAGUCAGGUAAUCUGAAGAAACAUCAAUGUAUUCACAGUGGUGUGCGUCCAUAUCCCUGUGAUGUGUGCAGUAAAUCAUUCAGUAAUCAGAGCGAUUUGAAGAGACAUCAACGUAUGCAUAGUGGGGAGCAGCCUUUCAUUUGUGAUGUGUGUAAUAAACCAUUCAGUAGAAAAGGUAAUCUGAAGAUACAUCAGCGCAUUCAUAGUGGAGAGCGUCCGUAUGCAUGUGAUGUGUGUAGUAAGUCAUUCACUUGUCAAAGUAUUCUGAAGACACACCAACUCACACACAGUGGGGAACAGCCAUAUUCCUGUGAUGUGUGUAAUAAAUCAUUCGGUAGAAAAAGUAAUCUAAAAACACAUUACCUCAUACACAGUGGGGUUAAACCGUAUUCCUGUGAUGUGUGCAAUAAAUCUUUCAGUAGUCACAAUGAUAUGAAGAGGCAUCAACGUAUACAUAGUGGGGAGCAGCCAUAUUCUUGUGAUGUGUGUAAGAAAUCAUUUGCCAGAAAGAGUAAUCUGAAGAUGCAUCAUCGAACACAUAGUGGAGAGCGUCCAUAUGCAUGUGAUGUCUGUAACAAAUCUUUCAGUCUGAGGAGUCAUCUACAGGCACAUCAGCGCAUACAUAGUGGAGAGCGUCCGUAUUUAUGUGAUGUGUGUAAUAACUCAUAUCGUACCCUGAGUAAUCUGAAGGAACAUCAGCGUGUGCACAGUGGAGAAAGGCCAUAUGCCUGUAGUGAGUGUAAGAAAUCUUUUAGUCAGAGCAGUCAUCUUAAGACACAUCACUGUAGGGUAUGACCUGAUAUUUCUUUGGGCAGUGAGGUAGAUUAUAUUUUUCUCUCAGGGUUUUGUAUUUUAACCAGCAUAGUGCUCAUGGUGUUACUGUUGGGUACUUUGACAAAUGUUUACAAUUUCUUAUCUAUUUCUCUUACACAGAAACUUCCCAUGUGCUUGCUCAUUCAGCAUGUAUCCUUGAAUAUUAUGCAAAAUUAAAAAUUGUUUUUUUUAUGAAACUAGCUGAAUAUACCUGUAGCAUUAUGGUUGUACAAUAUUUACAUUUUCUUACUUUUCUUGGCUCAAAGCUUAUCAUAGGCCUGAUCAUCCAUCAUAUAUCAUUGACUGUCUUAAAAAUUCAAUUUCUAAACCCAAGAACAUUUGUCAUUACUGUAUCAUCUACAGUAAGUAGUUUGAAAGAUAGGAUUUGUGGUUUUCACAGCAGUGUGUCUGAAGAUGGCUGUGUUCUGGGUUGCAGCACCAUGUAGUCUGGUAGAAGUGUACCAGCAUUUCAGAGGCAAGGACCUCUGAAAAGUUGGUAAACUUUUAUCAGACUCUACAGUGCUACAACCCAGUAGACAGCUAUCUUUAGUUUCAAAGAUAUUCAUCAUGAUUUAACUCAUUUGUUCUGUAGGAAUAUAAAUAGCAGUUGGGCCUGUUCUUUCCCAUCAGGUAAGUUGCUAUAUCAUAAUUGGCUUGACAACCCUGUGUUGGCCCUGGCCUUCUUCAAAAGCUUCCUCCAGUCUUCUAUUUUGAUUUACAACUUAUUCCAGUUCCUCUCUCCCAAAAACCUGAUAUCAUGGUCAACAUUG